Molecule: messenger RNA, 1014 nt
Organism: Cuscuta europaea
Lineage: Eukaryota; Viridiplantae; Streptophyta; Magnoliopsida; Solanales; Convolvulaceae
Source: the annotation of a GenBank genome assembly
UUCGCCCACACUAGAACUAGGGUAUGUCGGCCACAUAGUAAAACUGCUCACCUCCGGAGGGACUGCGCUUCAUAACAAGACUGCAAGAGUUCGAACGCCUUUCUAGUACACGACUCGGGUUCCUUCUCCUGUUGGCAAAAGUCUCUACUGGUCCAAAUUCAGUACUACGAAAAUGGCUAAUGCAGUCUCUGGGAUAGCUGUACAUGAUGAUUGCAAGUCGAAGUUUUUGGAGUUAAAAGCAAAAAGAACUCACCGUUUCAUUGUGUUCAAGAUUGGGGAGGUUAUUGUUGAAAAGGCUGUUGAGCCAGAAACUAAAAACAAGAGUGAUGAACAGGUCUGUGUUGAGAAAGUUGGUUGCAAAAGCAAGAGUGAGGAGGAGGAGCCCGAGGCCAUGGUUGAAAAGGUUUGUGAGCCAGCAAAAAGUAAGAAUGAGGAGAAGAAGCCCCAGGUCAUUGUUGAAAGGCUUGGUGAGCCGAAUGAAAGCUAUGAUGAGUUCUCAGCCAGCCUCCCUCCUGAUGAAUGCCGAUAUGCGGUUUAUGAUUUUGAUUUUGUGACAGAAGAGUGUUGUAAGAAAAGCAAGAUUUUCUUCAUAGCAUGGUCUCCUGAAACAGCAAGGGUUAGGAACAAGAUGAUAUAUGCAAGCUCCAAAGACAGAUUCAAGAGGGAGUUAGACGGAAUUCAGGUGGAACUUCAAGCAACUGAUCCAACUGAAAUGGGAAUUGAUGUUUUAAAAAGUCGUGCUUACUAGAUGUUGCUGAUCCAUACAUAGACAUUGUAAGGGAGAGAUAGCUUAUUGGAGCCUUCUUUACUUGGUCCAAAUGUUUUAUGGUUUGUUUAACAGAAAUUUGGGUGAUAAUAUUGAUUGUCAAGGGAUGCCAUAUGAAUAUCCUCCCUCUAUUUAUUUUGAUGAACAAAUACGCGGUUUGUGGUAUAUGAGUUGGUUUAUUACCUCGGAUUUUGAUUUGGUGUGAGAAAUGGUAAUGUAUGUUGUUAUCUCGAUAGUCAUUGCUGCCG